Myotis myotis is the source of this 2668-nucleotide messenger RNA. Its product is annotated as zinc finger protein 345-like. The transcript is spliced from 3 exons. Gene Ontology annotation, biological process: regulation of DNA-templated transcription. The coding region runs from base 120 to 2450 and encodes 776 amino acids. NCBI's taxonomy places the organism in Eukaryota, Metazoa, Chordata, Mammalia, Chiroptera, Vespertilionidae. The record is from RefSeq and is a predicted model, not a curated record.
CACUUCCGGCGAAGCUAGGAGAGGCGGGACUUCCGGCGUCUGCAUGCGGGCGUUUUGUCUGCACUCAGGUUACCGCCGCUACCUCAUCCGAGAUACCAGAUCGCUAGUUUCUAGUGGAGAUGCCCCGAGGGAAAAGCCGGGAGAGCUGUGGUGCACACAGCACACGCGCGGGUGUGAAGAUGGACGUGGUAACGCGGGUGACCCGCUCCGUGGCCCGGACAGGGACCGCCCUUCCCGCGGCUGCCUUUUCUCCCGCCGCUCCCGCCCUGCUUCCUCCACUGAGUGCAAUGGUGGCGCCCGCGCUGAAUCGCUGGGCAGAGGUUGGCGUGACCUUUGAGGACAUUGCCCUGUUCUUCUCCAGGAAGGAAUGGAGCCUCCUUGAUGAGGGUCAGAGACAGCUGUACCUGAAUGUGAUGCUGGAGAACUUUGAACUUAUAUCCUCCCUGGGUUGCUGCUGUGGAGCAGAGAAUGUGGAGGCACCUUUUGAAGAGAACAUUUCUGUAAGAGUGUCACAGGCAAUGAAUGCCAAGUUAGCUUUGUCUUCCCAGGAGAGCCACCCCUGUGAGAGUUGUGGACUAGUUUUGAGAAACAUUUUCCAGUUGACUCAUCAGCAGGCAUUACAACACAGGCAGAUACUGUUGAGGUGUGGGGCAUGUGCAAAACAAUUUUAUUUCAGUGCACAGUUUCACCAGCACCAGCAGCAGUACUUGAGAGAGAAGCCUUUGAUAAGAGGUGUGAACAGUGUCUCACUUGAAAACAGCUGCAAUUUCAAUGUGUUUCAGAAGCUUUUUACCUGUGGAGAGGUGGAGCAGGACAUCCUUAGCAUGGCAGGCCAUUUCCAGCAAAAGGCCACUCAGAUCAGUGACAGGCCAAGUGGUAUCUCAAUGUGUGGGGUGACAUAUCAAGGUAAAAAUAAUUAUUUUACUACAAAAGAAUGUAAGAAAGCCAUUGGCUAUAACUACAUGUGUGUUUGGGACAAGGGUGUCCCUACUGGCAAAGCAUAUUUUUGUUGCCGUGAAUGUGGAAAAUAUUUUGCCCGAUUUUCCACUUUUGGUUACCAUCAGAGAUUUCAUGCAGAAAAGAAGCUUUGUGAGCACAGUCAAUGUGGGAAAUCUUUUACCAGUAGUAUUGGCCUCCUUUCUCAUCAGAGAUGUCACAAAGGUGAAAGGCCUUAUCAGUGUAUUGAAUGUGGGAAAUCUUUUACCAGGAUCUGUUACCUUCAUCGCCACCAGAGAGUUCACGCUAGAGAAAGGCCUUAUGAGUGCAAUGAAUGUGAACGAUCUUUUAUUCAGAACUAUACCCUUCGUCACCAUCAGAGAGUUCACACUGGAGAAAGGCCUUAUAAGUGCAAUGAAUGUGAGAAAUCUUUUAAGAGUAUCUAUCAUCUUCGUUAUCAUCAGAGAGUUCACACUGGAGAAAGGCCUUAUGUGUGUAGUGAAUGUGGGAAAUCAUUUAUUCAGAAAGACGCCUUUCGUUGUCAUCAGGGAGUUCACACUGGAGAAAGGCCUUAUGAGUGCAAUGAAUGUGGGAAAUCUUUUACCAGUAGUAAUGUUUUCCAUCGUCACCAGAGAAUUCACACUGGAGAAAGGCCUUAUAAGUGCAAUGAAUGUGAGAAAUCUUUUCAUAGUAUUUAUUAUCUUCGUUCUCAUCAGAGAGUUCACACUGGAGAAAGGCCUUAUAAGUGCGGUGAAUGUGGGAAAGCUUUUGCCUAUGAAAAAACCCUCCGUUACCAUCAGAUGGGAUUUCACAAGGGAGAAAGGCCUUAUGAGUGCAAUGUAUGUGGGCAAUCUUUUGUCAGUAGUAGUGGCUUCCAUUACCAUCAGAGAGUGCACACUGGAGAAAGGCAUAAGUGCAAUGAAUGUGAGAAAUCUUUUAACAGUAUCUAUCAGCUUCGUUAUCAUCAGAGAGUUCACACUGGAAAAUGGUCUUAUGAGUGCAGGGAAUGUGGGAAAUCAUUUAUUCAGAAAUAUGCCUUUCAUUGUCAUCAGAGAAUUCACACUGGAGAAAAGCCUUAUAAGUGCAGUGAAUGUGGGAAAUCGUUUACUCGGAGAAAUGUCCUUCAUCAGCAUGAGAGAAUUCACACUGGGGAAAAGCCUCAUGUGUGCAGUGAAUGUGGAAAAUCCUUUACCUGUGGAAGUAGCCUCCGUUACCAUCAAAUGGGAGUUCACACUGGAGAAAGACCUUUUGAGUGCAAUGAAUGUGGAAAAUCUUUUACCAGUAGUAGUGCCUUCCGUCGUCAUCAGAAAGUUCACACUGGAGUAAGGCCUUAUGAGUGCAGUGAAUGUGGAAAAUCUUUUAUUAGUGGUAGUAGCUUCCGUCGUCAUCUGAGAGUUCACACUGGAGAAAAGCCUUAUGUGUGCAGUGAGUGUGGGAAGUCAUUUACCACCAAAUAUUGCCUUAGUUGUCAUGAGAAAAUUCACACUAGAGAAAGGCCUGAUGAGUGUAGUUAAUAUGGGAAAUCUUUUAUCCAAAAUUCUAACCCUACUCCCCACAUAAGACUUCAUAUUGGAGGAAGGUCUUGGAUAUGUAGGAAAUGUAGAUUUUUUUAGUUCACCCAUAGCAAUACUAUAAGAAAUUCCAUGAAGCCCUAUUUGUCUGAACUGAAUCUCAUACACUGCAACAUCAAGCGUAGUGAGAUUCCCAAUAAAUUUGAGUGCUGUGAAAAUCA